Molecule: messenger RNA, 1869 nt
Organism: Salvia miltiorrhiza (redroot sage)
Lineage: Eukaryota; Viridiplantae; Streptophyta; Magnoliopsida; Lamiales; Lamiaceae
Product: probable serine protease EDA2
Exons: 12
Coding region: 175-1629 (484 amino acids)
Biological process (GO): proteolysis
Cellular component (GO): vacuole
Molecular function (GO): serine-type exopeptidase activity; dipeptidyl-peptidase activity
Source: RefSeq, a predicted model, not a curated record
GAAAUUGGAUUACUCACCAGUCACCUCCACUUGAAUACCGAACAUCAACAGAAAAGUAAAGUAACAAUAACAGUCAAAAAUAUCAAACAGUGGAUUCUUAUCGCAGUCGGCAGUCGGCACCAAUUUCAGAGAUAAAAAGCUGGCAGAUUUUUUCAACCGGAGAAGCUAAACACGAUGAGGUUCGCUGUCCCGGCGCCGGCGUCGAUUUCGCUGGCGAUUUUAGUGUUGACUUUGGCGGUUGCUUCGGCGCAGCGGCAUUUACGGGAGCGGGAGACCAGCAGCAGCAGCUAUUUGACCAAGGAAGAGCACUGGAUGAAUCAAACUAUCGAUCACUUCUCUCCCUACGACCGCGACCAGUUUGCUCAACGUUAUUAUGAAUAUCUUGAUGAGUUUCGGUCUCAUGAUAGUCCAAUAUUUCUUAAGAUCUGUGGUGAAUCUGUGUGCAAUGGCAUUAGUAAUGACUAUUUGGGGGUUUUAGCAAAGAAGUUUGGAGCAGCUGUGGUUUCCCUUGAGCAUCGUUACUAUGGAAAAAGCUAUCCUUUUGGAUCAUUCAGCACGGAUAAUCUGAGAUAUCUUUCGUCAAAACAAGCACUAUUCGAUUUGGCUGUUUUCAGACAGUAUUAUCAGGAGUCCUUAAAUGAGAAGCUCAACAAAUCAACAGACAAUCCAUGGUUUGUCUUUGGUAUUUCAUAUGCGGGAGCCCUAAGUGCGUGGUUCCGCCUGAAGUUCCCUCAUCUUACUUGCGGAAGUCUUGCGAGCUCAGGAGUUGUUCUUGCUGUCUACAACUUCACAAAAUUUGAUGAGCAGGUUGGUGAAUCCGCUGGUGCAGAAUGUAAAGCUGUGUUGCAAGAAAUUACUAGUCUUGUUGAGCAGAGACUUGAAUCGAAUCAGAAAGAUCUAAAGAAAUUAUUUAAUGCGUCUAAGCUAUCAAAAGAUGGUGAUUUCUUGUAUUUUCUGGCAGAUGCAGCAGUCACAGCGAUUCAAUAUGGAGAUCCAGAUGAACUCUGUGACCCUCUUACCAAGGCAAAGAAAGCUGGAGAAGAUUUAGUGGAAGCAUAUGCCAAAUAUGUGAAGGAGUAUUACAUAGACUAUAUCGGUGCCGAUGUUGAGACUUAUGACCAACAGCAUUUGAAGAAAGCCAAAAUAUCCGAUAGCAGUUCUGAUCGCUUGUGGUGGUUCCAAGUGUGUACAGAAGUUGCAUAUUUUCAAGUUGCACCUGCAAAUGAUAGCAUCCGUUCGUCAAAAGUUGACACUAGAUAUCAUUUGGAUCUCUGCAAAAAUGUCUUUGGCAAUGAUAUGUCUGGUCCUGAUGUUAAUGCAACAAAUCUAUAUUAUGGAGGCAAAGAAAUUGCUGGUUCAAAAAUAAUCUUCACGAAUGGUUCACAGGACCCUUGGCGACAUGCAUCUAAACAGACAUCUUCACGUGACAUGCCUGCGUACAUCAUCAAGUGUCAUAAUUGUGGCCAUGGAUCGGACAUGCGUGGCUGUCCUCAGUCUCGUUUGGUUCCCAAGGGUGAUUCAAAGAACUGCUCCUCCCCGGAUGCGGUAAACAAAGUAAGGCAGAAUAUCAUCACCUACAUCGAUCAGUGGCUCUCUGAAUGCCAGUUUUCAGGUGUAACUGCCAUGUAAAGCACAAAAAUUGAGUCCAGAGAAGGAUAAUUUAACAUGUUAUGGCUCGACUGAAUGUCAGAUAUUUCUUGAAAUGUCAGCAGAUGUGUAAGUCCUCUUGUUAUUACCAUCACACCGUGUUAAUUCUGUAAGUAUGUAUGUAUUUAACUUCACUGUUUCUGCAGUUUAUCUUUUUUCCUAGCUAAGAGACAUUGAAACAGAGAAAUAAAGAGCAUUCAUUGCCUGUGUGUGACAAUACCA